This is a messenger RNA of Sycon ciliatum, 1678 nucleotides long. Its product is annotated as dnaJ homolog subfamily C member 22-like. Lineage: Eukaryota; Metazoa; Porifera; Calcarea; Leucosolenida; Sycettidae. Bases 195 to 1319 code for a protein of 374 amino acids. The record is from RefSeq and is a predicted model, not a curated record. Gene Ontology annotation, cellular component: membrane. The transcript has a single exon.
GUAACUUUUUGUUGGAUUGUUGCACUGUUUGUCAAAUGGCUAUGUAAAAGUAGAUGUAAUUCUGAAAAUUCGUACAGCUCGUAUAGCUUUCACUCAAAGUUCAUGUAGUCUAGCAUUGUCUUGUAGCGCGGGGGAGAAAGAAAACUUACCAUAUAUUUACCCCCGCCAGGGAGCUCGACUCCCUGGCACUGACAAUGGCUGUUGAUGAGAAGCAUAGGAAAUCAACAGUUGUUGCUUAUAUUCUCUACUUUCUUGGCUCCUUCAUAGGAUUGCAUCACUUUUACCUUGGAAGAGAUUUCCAGGGAUUUCUUUAUCUGUCAUCUCUGGGAGGAUAUGGACUCGGUGUUGUGGUGGAUCUCUUCCGUCUGCGCAGAUAUGUAGCGGACGCCAAUGAGGAAGAUGAAGAGAUGGCACUGUACAAAUUGUCCAAGAAACUGAAAAAGCCAGGGUGGGGAUUGGAGAGAGCCAUCUAUCAGACAGUCACUGGCACGUUAUAUUCGGUCGUAGCAUGUGGAUGCGUUGAUUCAACAUGGCGAUACUCCAGCAUCAUCACGUUCGUAGUUAGUACUCUUGCUGUGUCUCUGGGAGUUUGGAUUGCCGGCAACUAUGGUCGGCAGCGUGUUGACUUCACAUAUCCAGUGCGUGGAACUAUCUUGACCUAUUCAAUGAUGUGGUUCUUGAGUGAGCAACCAAACAGCUUCUGGCUUUCCAUUGGCGCUAUGAUAUCUGCCCAGCACAACCGAGAGUUCAGGAACUUUGGAGCUGCCCAGCGCCGCAAGCGGGGAUUCUGCCGCAGAUGUUUGAUCCUAGCUUUCGGCACAAUUCUUCUCCUUGGAGGUGUAGUUGGCUUUGCGAUGAUGAACGGUGAGGUCGAAGGAGACUCCGGCGAAAAGAUUCCACUUCACGUUGCUGCUCGAAACUUCUUAGCAUCACCUGUUUGGUUAGAAAUGCGGCAAGCAGUGAAAGAACUCUGGCAGGAACUGACGAAAGACGGUUGGUCAGGUUUCUUCUACAAAUUACGUGACAUGGCAGAUGUUGAUGGAGAGAACAAAGCCCUAAGGACAUUGGAAUUGACGCCGUAUGCCACAGAUCAUGAGAUCAAGAGCCAGUACCGCAAGCUUGCGAAGCUUUAUCAUCCAGACAUGAACCGAGACAAUCCCUCUGUGGCUGCGGAGAGAUUCAUGGAGGUAAGCUCAGCGUAUGAGACUCUGAUGAAAAUCAAGUCCGCUCGCAGUGACGUGGCGAGACAUGGUGAAUCCACCUUUGAUGGCGAAGCAGGUCGCCGUGCUGACAAGGAGCAUUUUCAUGAUGAAAUGUGAUCAUUUCUCUCUCUUUUUUAAAGGAAGAUUUUAGGAUCACAGUUUAUAUCACCAUGCUUCAACUUACCAACCGGUGUAUUCUCAUUUUAGCUGCUUAGUUGUUUUUUCGCUUAUUACUUUAUAUCGUGAGUCUCGUCCCCAUGUCCUUUUUUUAAAAUGUUUUAUGGUUGUCUGUGAUAUUUCAACUACUUUGCUGUCGGGCCUCCAUUUCUUCGGCUAAGGUGCAACAUUGGUACUUGUGUGCGCCUUGUUCCAACCAUUGGUUCUUUAUGCUUCUUCUCUCUUUCUUUCCUAUUUUCUAGCGCAGUGUCUGUGUACAUAUCUGUUCCUGUCACAGGGCGAAUCAUUGUUCUGUUGUA